Messenger RNA from Eleginops maclovinus (Patagonian blennie), 2055 nucleotides. RefSeq names its product isocitrate dehydrogenase (NADP(+)) 1 (gene idh1). The transcript has 9 exons. Bases 142 to 1386 code for a protein of 414 amino acids. Gene Ontology annotation, cellular component: peroxisome; mitochondrion; cytosol. The record is from RefSeq and is a predicted model, not a curated record. Lineage: Eukaryota; Metazoa; Chordata; Actinopteri; Perciformes; Eleginopidae. Gene Ontology annotation, biological process: NADP+ metabolic process; isocitrate metabolic process. Gene Ontology annotation, molecular function: NAD binding; magnesium ion binding; isocitrate dehydrogenase (NADP+) activity.
AUUGCCGGUUGGGCAGGGACAAGGAAGACGGGUACCUGCUGCUCCUCUAUUAGCCUGAACCUGACGUGUUUUCUGCUCAGUCCGGACAUCAUUCCGCCUCCUCACCUCUUCGUGGACCUUUAAACAAAUCAAGGCUGAAACAUGGCUCAGAAGAUCAAGGCCGGCUCUGUGGUGGAGAUGCAGGGAGAUGAGAUGACUCGAGUCAUCUGGGAGCUCAUCAAGGAGAAACUCAUCUUCCCGUACCUGGAGCUCGACCUGCACAGCUAUGACCUGGGAAUGGAGAGCCGCGAUGCCACAGACGACCUGGUGACGGUGGAGGCGGCGGAGGCGGUCCAGCGCUACAGCGUGGGCAUCAAGUGCGCCACCAUCACGCCAGAUGAGAAACGCGUGGAGGAGUUCAAGCUCAAGCAGAUGUGGCGCUCGCCCAACGGCACCAUCCGAAACAUCCUGGGAGGCACCGUGUUCAGGGAGCCCAUCCUCUGCAAGAACAUCCCCCGCCUGGUGCCCGGCUGGACCAAGCCCAUCGUCAUCGGCAGGCACGCCCACGGAGAUCAGUACAAAGCUACAGACUUCGUGGUGGCCGGUCCUGGGAAAGUGGAGAUGACCUACACCCCCAAAGGCGGAGAGCCAGUUAAAUAUGUCAUCCAUGAGUUUGAGGGCACAGGGGGAGUAGCGAUGGGGAUGUACAACACGGAUAAAUCCAUCAGGGACUUCGCCCACAGCUCCUUCCAGAUGGCUCUGUUGAAAGGCUGGGCGGUGUACCUCAGCACCAAGAACACCAUCCUGAAGAAGUACGACGGCCGAUUCAAGGACAUCUUCCAGGAGAUCUACGAGAAGGAGUACCACACUCAGUUUGAGGCCAAAGGCAUCUGGUACGAGCACCGGCUGAUCGACGACAUGGUGGCUCAGGCCAUGAAGUCUGAUGGAGGCUUCAUCUGGGCCUGCAAGAACUACGACGGAGACGUGCAGUCCGACUCUGUGGCACAAGGCUACGGCUCUCUGGGUAUGAUGACCAGUGUGCUCAUCUGUCCUGAUGGACGCACCGUGGAGUCUGAGGCGGCGCACGGCACCGUCACCCGCCACUACAGACAACACCAGCAGGGGAAGGAGACCUCCACCAACCCCAUCGCCUCCAUCUUUGCGUGGACGCGGGGCCUGCUGCACCGGGCGAAGCUGGACAACAACACAGAGCUGCGGGUCUUCUCUGAGGCGCUGGAGGCCGUCUGCGUGGAGACCAUCGAGGCCGGGUUCAUGACCAAGGAUCUGGCCAUCUGCAUUAAGGGUCUCGCAAGCGUGACUCGUGCUGACUACUUGAACACCUUUGAGUUCCUGGACAAGCUGGCAGAGAACCUGAAGAUAAAGCUGGCUAACCCACCCAAACUGUGAUCUCCCUACACACGCAUACCCCCCCCACACACACACACACACACACACACACACACACACACAUACAAACACAGGAGGUAACACUGGAGACGAAGAGAGAUCUAGAGACUGAUGGAGCAGGGAGCCUGGUCCAGGAGGAAGAGGACUUUACUGUAAGGCCUUGAUCUCUAGUAGACAGUAAAAAACCCUGUAGACAUUAGGACGGUCACCGGGUGAUUGACCCAGUGUCUUUGUUUACCCAGAAUGCACUAGGUCCCCUGUGUGUGUUGAUCUGUGUGAGGGAGCCUCUCCACCCUCACUGCCUUACUCGUGUUGUGUCAAAGUCAUCGGUUCAUUCUCAUCCGUCGUGCAGUGUUUUAACGAUGUAUCGAGCAGCGCUUUGGGCCAUGAAGCCCUCAGCGUGGUCGUGAAGAGGCUGUGCACACCGGGAAGUUUUGCUGUUUUGCAGCACAAACAUUUUGGACGGUGACAGAUUCACUGCUUUUAGAUUUUAUACCGCGAUUAACUUCACCAGUCAGUCGUUGGCGGGGUAUUUAUUUGUCCUUCCUGUGUGUGCCCAUCCGUCCAGUAUGUCCAUAACCUGCCAAAUGAAUCAUCCUCAUCUGUUGGUUUGCUAUCAAACUGACGCCUGUAUAGUCAGUAACUCUUAAUAAAUGAGUUUUUGAAGAA